GCUUCUGUCCCGGAGCGCGGUCGGGGCUGGAAUUGUAAGGGUGGGAGGGGAGCGUGCGAGCGGGAUCCCCAGCCGCCGAGCGCGCUACCCCUCGUUCUGCCGCAGAUGACUCGGGAGCUUGGGUCCAAGCGUCGCCCAUGCAACAUCCCUGUGCUCCGCCGACCGAGAGUUGAUGAUACAACUCUUAAUUGUCUUCGCUGCCGGGAGCCAUGAGCUGUCUGGAUGUUAUGUACCAAGUCUAUGGUCCUCCCCAGCCUUACUUCGCAGCCGCCUACACCCCCUACCACCAGAAACUAGCCUAUUACUCCAAAAUGCAGGAAGCCCAAGAGUGCAACGCCAGCCCCAGCAACAGCAGCGGCAGCGGCAGUUCCUCCUUUUCCAGCCAAACUCCGGCGAGUAUAAAAGAGGAAGAAGGCAGCCCGGAGAAAGAGCGCCCACCAGAGGCGGAGUACAUCAACUCCCGCUGCGUCCUCUUCACCUAUUUCCAGGGGGACAUCAGCUCCGUGGUGGACGAGCACUUCAGUAGGGCUCUGAGCCAGCCUAGCAGCUAUUCCCCAAGCUGUACAAGCAGCAAAGCACCGCGGAGCUCCGGGCCCUGGCGGGAUGGCUCCUUCCCGAUGAGCCAGCGCAGCUUCCCCGCCUCCUUCUGGAAUAGCGCGUACCAGGCGCCGGUGCCCCCGCCGCUGGGCAGCCCGCUGGCCGCCGCGCACUCGGAGCUGCCUUUCGCCACAGCGGACCCCUACUCGCCGGCCGCGCUGCACAGCCACCUGCACCAGGGCGCGGCAGAGCCCUGGCACCACGCGCACCCGCACCACGCGCACCCGCACCCACACCACCCCUAUGCCCUGGGCGGCGCCCUGGGCGCCCAGGCCGCCACCUACCCGCGGCCCGCCGCCGUGCACGAGGUCUACGCGCCGCACUUCGAUCCGCGCUAUGGGCCGCUGCUGAUGCCCGCCGCCUCGGGGCGCCCGGCCCGCCUCGCGACCGCUCCGGCACCUGCGGCCGGCAGCCCGCCCUGCGAGCUCUCGGCCAAGGGCGAGCCAACUGGUGCAGCGUGGGCUGCGCCCGGGGGACCCUUCGCGAGCCCCGCCGGGGACGUGGCCCAGGGUCUGGGCCUCAGCGUGGAUUCAGGUUUGCAGCCUCAGGACAAAAGCAAGGAUCUGUACUGGUUUUAGACAACCCACCUUCUUCCCUCUCGUCGUUAUUCCCUCUGUGGUGCAUCCCUCCUGAGCUGAUCUGCUGACCCAGGGUUCCCCCUUCCCUUUCCCUUCUGAGCAACCAGGAGGCUCAGCAUCUGUGCCUCUCACUUCAGGGAUGAGGACAUGAGAGAAGGCAGAGACUUCAAACUUCUUCAUGUGUCGGGAAAACCAAAACACACACCUCAGAAAUUUCAUCUAAAAAUAAUUCCUUCUGCCGAAAGAGCACAUCCAAAGACUCUGAAUUAUUUUUAACGACUUUUGGGCAAAUCACUGGAAAUAUCUGUGGUCAGAUCACUUAGGUGAUUAUACGUUUUCUCGGAAGGAGGGAAAGAAAGAGAAUUUUUGGUGUGAAUAUUUUUUAUGCUGAUGUGAAUUAUUUCAUUAAGUGGUGUGAUCAUAGCACUACUGAUGUCAAUAUCCUCAGAUUUAAAAUGUAUUUGUAUUUGCAUCGAAGACUGUGGUAGAGAAAAAGAAAUCAAUUCCUUCUUCCUCACCUAUCUAGCCUCCAGCUCCUUUCCUGCCCAUUCCCUCCCUACAACCCCACCCCGUCCAGACACAAAGACACACUUUUUUCUUUGGAUUGUGAACAUGGAAGCCUCAGCCUGAAUGUGAGUGGCAAGUGGCUUAUCUGGAGCCACCUGCCCAAGUCUUACUGAAAUGCAGCUGUUGUAGGACAACUGUUUAAAACUCCAGAAAUACAUCGACCAAGGUGGCACUUCCCAGUGUUUGGCACAACAAUUGCAAUUGCACUGGAUAUAUUUUAUAUGUGCGUGUACAUAUAUCAUAUUUUUUACAAGGAACAUUUUACGGUGAAAGAAGAAACCCUUCUCUGCCUUCUUUCCCACAAAUUCUGAUCCUCACUCUAUCCUCCACUGGAUGAAAAAAAGCAACAAGAUACCCCAACUGUUUCCACGAAGAAGAACUAGGAAUCAACACAAGAAGAGGGAAUGUUCCAUGGAGUCUUUAAUACCUCGAAUAUGUUUCUUAGUCUCUGUGGUCAUGAGUUGGUCAAUGUAGUGUUGGGACAGGGGAAGGGGUCUGUGCGUGGGCAAAGCUGACGGUGAUGAGGAAGAAGAAACAAACAUUAAAAAUGUCUGUUUACUGUAAGGUCGCUGUGUUGUUUCAUAAAAAGAAAAUGUCU
Messenger RNA from Rhinolophus ferrumequinum (greater horseshoe bat), 2340 nucleotides. It is a transcript of the gene VGLL2, whose product is annotated as vestigial like family member 2. The transcript has 5 exons. NCBI's taxonomy places the organism in Eukaryota, Metazoa, Chordata, Mammalia, Chiroptera, Rhinolophidae. Gene Ontology annotation, cellular component: nucleus. The record is from RefSeq and is a predicted model, not a curated record. Bases 210 to 1175 code for a protein of 321 amino acids. Gene Ontology annotation, biological process: regulation of transcription by RNA polymerase II.